AUGCGCGUCAAUUAUUUUACCGUUCGUAUGUUGAUGCUACUCGUUUGCUGGCAACAAGCAACCUGCCUGAAAAUAUCAAUUCAUGAAAGGGGUUUCAACUAUGCUGCCGAUGUCUUAAUCUCUAGGUAUUCGAAGACUUUGAUAGGAAAACCGUUAAUUGAUUUGGAAGAGGAAAAGGAGGGUUUGAGAUACAAAUUGACCAAUGUUAAAAUAACAAAUUUUAUGAAACCAACGUUCGACAUCAAUUUAAAAGAAGGCACUUCAACCAUUGCUGUGUAUUUGGGCAAUGGAAACUUUGAAAUUUCGACAAACUGGAAUUACCGUUACCGAAAAAAUCGGUUUAUUAGAUUUUCCGACAGUGGCUCAACUAUUGUAUCUAUCAUUAAUGCUGCUAUUUCAGUUGAUUUUGAUUUCCAGUUGGAUUUGAACACAAGAAAACCUAAAGUUGAUGUAGUCCGUUGCGACGCAAGUUUUGGUGAUAUAAAUUUCAAUUUCCGUGGAAUAAAAGGAUGGAUAUAUAGCUUGCUGACAAGAUUUUUAAGCUCUUCAAUUGAAAAUAGUUUGAAAAAGACUCUAUGUGACGUGGUUGUUACAACAGUUGACAAGGUCAACCAGAAUUUUGCAUCAUUGGAAACAGAUAUAUCCAUGGGAAACAAUCUGUUCGUAUAUUACAGUUUAACAACGGCACCAAUUAUUAGAUCAAGAGCGAUAGAAUUUAUGGGAGCAAGUUGUGUUUACGUUUCAGGAGAAAAACAAUGUCCACAAUAUAAGCAUCAGAUGCAAAAUGCGGAUCCAACGAACAAAAUGAUAUCCAUCUCGAUUUCUGAAGAAUCGAUAAAUUCUUACAUCAGUUCCUUGUUUCUUUCACAACAAUUGAAUUAUUAUGUUGCAAAAAAAAAUUUUGGUAAAGACUUGAAAAUUUUAGAUGUUGACUGCAAAAAAGGAUUAUGCGCUGCCGCCUUGUUUCCGAAUCUUCCAGAUGUAGAAGAGGGAUCGUUAGAAUUGGACUGCAGAGUAACUGAAAGUCCCAAGAUUCAUAUAUCUCCGUCUGCUGUGUGGUCUGAUAUCAUUUUGGAAGUGGUUACCAAGUUCAGAUUUGCAAACGAUACGUUAAUUGAUGUACUUAAAACACGCUUGGAACUUAAAUUAAAUGUGAAUAUUACAUUUAGUGAUAACGUUUUAAAGUUUUGGGCAGCGAACAUGAAGCCCAAUAUCAAAUUCAUGGACGAUCUAGAAGAAAAUGACAAAGAACGUGCUACUUUCGCUUUUAACCUUUUGUUUAAUCGUUUCAGGAGUAAUGUAAUAAACAAAAAAGGCAAUGAAGGAAUUCCCAUCCCCAAACUGAAUAAAAUAACUUUAGAAGAUAGUGUGAUCGUAUUGAAAGACCGGUUCGUAAUCAUACAAUCUGACGCAAAAUACGCAGAGCAGUUGUGA
Helobdella robusta is the source of this 1434-nucleotide messenger RNA. RefSeq lists its product as hypothetical. Bases 1 to 1434 code for a protein of 477 amino acids. NCBI's taxonomy places the organism in Eukaryota, Metazoa, Annelida, Clitellata, Rhynchobdellida, Glossiphoniidae. The transcript is spliced from 4 exons. Gene Ontology annotation, molecular function: lipid binding. The record is from RefSeq and is a predicted model, not a curated record.